This is a messenger RNA of Labrus bergylta (ballan wrasse), 1557 nucleotides long. RefSeq names its product myg1 exonuclease (gene myg1). The record is from RefSeq and is a predicted model, not a curated record. Gene Ontology annotation, cellular component: nucleus; cytoplasm. Lineage: Eukaryota; Metazoa; Chordata; Actinopteri; Labriformes; Labridae.
GUCCGUCUAUCAAAUCUUUCCGCCAGCAGCGCGUCUCGUGUGCAAGUCUUUGAAUGUGGCGUGUCGCGCUUAAUAUAACAAUAAAUAUCACACAAGUAUAUUCAAGCAAACCAGCGAGUGUUUUCCGACUGUUCAAUCCAAGAGGUAGCUGCUGUUUGCUCGGCCUCACUCGCACAGAGCUACGUUACAUGUCAAGUCAAGCGAAGAGACCCUGCACUGGAAACAUGACCGUAAAAAAGAUCGGAACCCACAAUGGAUCCUUCCACUGUGAUGAGGUUCUGGCCUGCUUCUUCCUCCGCCAGCUACCGGAGUACAAGGAUGCUGAGAUCAUCCGGACCAGGGACCCGACAAAGCUGUCAGAGUGUGACGUUGUCGUAGACGUGGGAGGAGAGUUUGACCCAACGAGGCAUCGAUAUGACCAUCAUCAGAGGACCUUUUCAGAGACCUUCAACAGCUUGUGUCCAGAGAAGCCAUGGGUGACCAAGCUCAGCUCAGCAGGCCUGGUCUACCUCCACUUUGGUCGUCAGCUGCUGGCCCAGCUGACGAAGCUGAAGGAGGAAGACAGGCAGCUGGAGGUGCUCUUUGACAAGCUGUAUGACAACUUUGUGGAGGAGGUGGAUGCUGUAGACAACGGCAUCUCACAAUACGACGGGGAGGCCCGCUACUCCGUCUCCUCCACGCUGAGCGCACGUGUCGGCCACCUGAACCCACGCUGGAACAGCAAGAGUCAGGACACCGAGGAGGGUUUCAGACAGGCCAUGAAGAUGGUCGGAGAGGAGUUCCUGGACCGUCUGGAGUUCUAUCAGUCCUCCUGGUUUCCGGCUCGUGAGGUGGUGGAGAAAGCCAUCAAAGAGCGACAUCAGGUGGAUCCCAGUGGGGAGGUGGUGUUGUUCUCCCUGGGUGGAUGUCCUUGGAAGGAGCAUCUUUUCUCUCUGGAGAAGGAGCUCCAGGUGGAGACACCAAUCAAGUUUGUCCUUUAUGCCGACCAGAACGGACAGUGGAGGGUCCAGUGUGUCCCCGCUGGACUCAACACUUUCCAGAACAGGCUGUCCCUGCUCGAGGAGUGGCGCGGCGUUCGUGACGAGGCGCUAUCCGAGCUCAGUGGGAUUAAAUCCUGCAUCUUCGUCCACUCCUCGGGCUUUAUUGGCGGGAACAAGACGCAGGAAGGAGCCCUGGAGAUGGCCCGCAGGACCCUGCAGGCUGCCGCCCAGUCCCCUGCUAACGGGAGCAGCUGAAUACACAGAGAGUAAAGGGGAGAGGCCGGCCAAUGGCACAUUUUAUUCUCUGGCUGAUCUUAAGAGAAGAGAGCUAGGAUUAUUGUGUUAGUUUUUUCUAGCUUGCAGCUUGUUUAUCCCAGCCAGGGCUAAUGUUGUUUUGUUCGUCUGUGCCAGGUUUGGGAUGCUAAUGGAAGCCAAAUAACCUUGGACCGGUUCCCUAAAUACCCAUAUUCCAACACGCUCUCUCUGAAUCCUAAUGUCGACUCUCUUAUCAUCUCUGCUUGUUCAUGUUAACGUGUUUUUGUUUUGGUCCUUUUGCAAUAAAAGACUAUUUAGAAUA